Archocentrus centrarchus (flier cichlid) is the source of this 849-nucleotide messenger RNA. RefSeq names its product cerebellin 18 (gene cbln18). Gene Ontology annotation, cellular component: synapse. The transcript has 7 exons. Gene Ontology annotation, molecular function: protein binding. The record is from RefSeq and is a predicted model, not a curated record. The coding region runs from base 1 to 849 and encodes 282 amino acids. NCBI's taxonomy places the organism in Eukaryota, Metazoa, Chordata, Actinopteri, Cichliformes, Cichlidae. Gene Ontology annotation, biological process: maintenance of synapse structure.
AUGACUGAAUUUGGCUUGAGAGACAAAAAGAAAUUCUACUGCUUGACAGUAACAGUGUCAGGAUCAUUAGCUUCCAUCACAGGUAACAGACUGAUGGGCACAGUUAUCCAGAUGGUUGUAUUACCAGUUUUGUUCCUGUUGGGGUCACUGCUUCUCUGUACUCAAGUCGAGGCCCAAUCCCCCAACAUCUUAAUCUUGAAACAGGCGGCACUUGCGUGGCAGGGGCCACUGACUUGUGAACAAUCGGACUGCAAUUGCACUUUCACUGAACAGCGCGGCUGCUGCUGUGCAGCCAGCGACUUGUUCCAAAUAGAAGAUGAGGUCUUACAAAAGUUGGCAUAUUCAUGGAAUGGCAUCACCACGCUAAAAAGCAGAGUACAGGCCCUCACAGAUGGCAUCAAAGUUGCCUUCAAGGCCACCAUGGACCCAAGCAUUGCCAUUGCAACGCCUGGAACUACUGAACGUUGCUUUGGUCCAUUCAACACUAAUAUAGCAGUCCCUUUCUCCUCUGUCACUCUUAACACUGGCAAUGGCUAUAACCCAUCCUUAGGUAUCUUCACUGCCCCCAAUCCUGGAGUUUAUGUCUUUUCUUUCACAGCCUACUCAUCUGCAUUAGAGACUGGACGCCUCUAUCAUAAAGUCCAGCUCAUGAAGAACGGGAAGCACGGGGCCGCUGUGUGGGAGAACAAUCGAGAGGAUACUGAGGACAGCGCCACUCAGGUUGUGGUGCUGGAGAUGCAGAGGGGUGAUCAGGUCUACCUUGAGCUGAUGUCUGGGAGGAAACUCUGUACAAAUCUGCAGGACAGUAUCUUCACUGGGUACAUGCUGUACCCCUACAUUGCUGCCUAA